Molecule: messenger RNA, 912 nt
Organism: Drechmeria coniospora
Lineage: Eukaryota; Fungi; Ascomycota; Sordariomycetes; Hypocreales; Ophiocordycipitaceae
Exons: 2
Coding region: 1-912 (303 amino acids)
Source: RefSeq, a predicted model, not a curated record
AUGCCGCUCCAUCCUCCCCUCCCCGCCGCGUCGGCCCUUGUCAGCGUCCUGCCUCAGGGACCGUCGACGACUUCGAUGUUGAGACGGUCAUUGUUAUAUGUGUCGUCCUUUCCGCUGCACCCACGCCGUCGUCGAUUCCACGCGUCACGAUUCAACGGUGUCGAGGCAACACAGAACCACUAUGAAAGACUGAAUGUGCGACACGAUGCCUCGCCGGCCGAGAUCAAACGGUCCUUUUACGCCCUCUCGAAAACCCACCAUCCCGAUGCCAACCCUACCGGCCCCCGAGCUGGUGAUGUCUUCGCCCUUCUGUCCGAGUCGUACACGGUGCUGUCGGAUCCCCCGCGCCGCGCCGCCUACGACCGCGACGUGCUGCGUCUGCAUCAACACCAGCACCACCUUCAUCACCAUCACGCCUCCUCCCAUCGGGGCUCGUACGCGAGCACCAGCUCGACCCACCACGCAGGCGGACGUCCCCCGUCUGGUCUCAGCCGUCGACGCACCUCCUUCCGUGGUCCACCGCCCAGCUUCUACCGCAACGGCGGAUGGGGUGCCCACGAGGAAACGCGGCGUCGCGCCCAUGAGGAAUCCACCAGCUCUGCCUCCUCGUCCUCGUCCGCCCACGCCAACCCCUGGUCGCACGCCCAAAGCCCCUUUCGCCCUCACGAUGCGCCUCCACCGCCGCCUCAUUUCGAUGAGCAAUCCCACGCGCGCACCCAUCAGCGCGAGGAUCGCCGCCGCUGGCAGCGACAGCGUCGAGCCGUCGGCGACGACGACGUCGAGUUCGAACCCCAGACGAGCCUGGCUGGCCACUUCCUCAUCGUCGCCGGCAUCCUCGGCGCCACCUUUCUCGCCCCCUUGGUGUACCUGCAGUUUGUCCGUUGGGGAAGGCGAAAAACGGAGCGGCCAUAG